Osmia bicornis bicornis is the source of this 5226-nucleotide messenger RNA. RefSeq lists its product as uncharacterized. The record is from RefSeq and is a predicted model, not a curated record. The transcript has a single exon. Gene Ontology annotation, biological process: DNA integration. Lineage: Eukaryota; Metazoa; Arthropoda; Insecta; Hymenoptera; Megachilidae. Bases 1 to 5226 code for a protein of 1741 amino acids. Gene Ontology annotation, molecular function: nucleic acid binding.
AUGGCACCUACACUUUUGAAAAGGCUCACUACGGUGCAAUAUGCGCGAUUAGCCGAAAUCGAGUUAACGAGUUCGCGAUUAAGGGAUAAGGAUCGCAAUACAUUUAAUCGCAAUAUUAUUAUUUCUCGAAUUGAGUCUCUCCAGGAAAUCUGGAGGGAAGCGCGGGGCGCGCAUGCCGAGAUUUCCAUGCGUGAAGAUGCUGAAGGUGACGCUUAUCUAACGGAUAAUAUGAUUGAACGGUUGCAAACUGCAUACGAGGAUACGCUUGACUUUCUUUUAACGGUUCAAGCAGAGCUUGAGGCUGCGGAACCGCCUACUUUACCGACCGGGCCACCGAUCGCCAGCUCCUCCCUAACGCUCGAGCAUCGCGCGGCUAAAUUACCAAAAUUAGAUUUACCAACGUUUUCCGGUCAAUAUGAGGAUUGGGAAAACUUUUGUGAUUUAUUCACCACGCUCGUACACAAUGCCCCUGGUUUAGCUGAUGCGACCAAGCUACAGUACUUGAAAACUUGUUUGAAGGGUGCCGCGGCGGAUUUAGUUAAGGACGUAACAACCAUGAAUGCGAAUUAUGCGACGACGUGGCAAGCUUUAAAGGCCCGUUUCCACAAUCCACGAUUAAUUGUUUACAAGCAUUUACGGGCCCUUAUGGAUAUGCCAUUUUUAAAAAAAGAAUCUGCGACAGAGCUGCGUUCCUUUGCUGAUGAGGCUCAGCGCAUAGUUCGCGCUUUAUCGAAUUUACAGAUGCCGGUAGAUCAUUGGGAUGUGUGGUUAGUUUAUAUUUUAGCGGCGCGUUUGGAUUCCGAUUCCCAAAAGGCGUGGGAGACGGAUUUGAGUGUGCUGGAUCGUCGCAUGGUUUUGGAUAACGUCUCGGAUUUAGGGAACGUAAGUCCGCUAGAUCGAUUUCCGAAAUUCGUGGAUCUAUCUGAGUUUUUGGAAAAGCGUGUUCAGGCCCUUAGUAUGAUUGCUUUGAACGCUAGUAAAACUGAGAAAAAGCCUUCUGCUUUACCCAGACCGGUACCUGGCUCUCGAAGGGUACUUCAUACUGCUUCUUCCCAGCAUGGGGUGGAUGGCAGAUCGAAGUGUCCCAUGUGUCAUGGAGUGCAUUUGCUUUCCAAAUGUUUCAAAUUUCUGGCCAAGAGUCCCUUUGAACGCCGUAGAGAAGUCCGUCGACUCCAGCUUUGUUUUAACUGUCUCGGUCGACAUAGAGUUUCUGAGUGCUUGUCGUCGUUUCGUUGCCUGCAGUGUAGGGAAAAACACCAUACGUUGCUUCAUUCUGUGCAGGGUAGUGGGUUUCAUUCGAAAGAGAAGGGUUCGGUUGAGGCACAAAGGUCUCGCGAAGACAAGGCUUCGACGUCAUCGGGCGUUAAUAUACACACCGCUCGUGUUGUGUCGCGUAAAUAUAUGGUACUGUUAGCGACGGCUCAACUAAUGUUGGUGGGACCGCAUGGGGUGCAGACUCGUGUGCGGGCCUUGUUAGACCAAGGUUCCCAAAGUUCUUUUGUCUCCGAAUCGGUCGCUAAUUUGUUGGGUUUGCAGAAGCGUCGCGUCGAUGUUCCAUUGAUGGGCCUCGGGGCGAAGUCGGCUGGCACCGCCCAUCAGGCUACGAGUUUUAAAAUAAUAUCGCUAAUUGAUCCGUUGUUUCAAGUGGAAACGAAUGCUCUUAUUUUGUCAAAGCUCACGUCGCAGCUUCCAGCUCGAUGCCCCAUGGAGUUAGAUCUCGGUAGGUUUGCGGGAUUAUCUUUAGCCGAUCCGCAAUUUCAUAUUACAGGGUCCGUCGAUGUUAUUCUAGGCGCGGAUGUUUACGGGCAGCUAUUGCGUUCGGGCCUGCGGAGUUUUCCUCCUUUGUCCCUAGUUGCGCAGGAGACAGUCCUCGGUUGGAUUGUCUCCGGACCUGUGCUUACGGUCGGUUCACGGCGGGCGGUCGACCGUGGGACAGCUCCGUUACACGCAUUGCAUUGUGCAAGGGAGGAAGACAUAGACGAGUCGUUGCAGCGUUUUUGGACCCUUGAAGAAUUGCCAACGGUCACCGCGUCGCUUAGACCUCUAGAUGAAGCGUGCGAAAAAUUAUUUAGAGAUUCACAUGUUCGUAAUUCUGACGGUCGGUUCAUUGUACGUCUUCCUUUAAAAUCAGAGCCGCCAGCGGUUGGUCCGGAAACCAGACGUAUGGCCUUGGGUUCACUUAUGCAUAUGUAUCGUCGGUUUGCUCGCGAUCCUAGGAUAGCUUCGGCUUAUCGCGAAUUUAUGGCGGUUUAUGAAAAAUUGGGGCAUAUGGAGCGUGUUCCUGCGUCUGAACUCGAUAAUCCGCGUGCUUGGUAUUUGCCUCAUCAUGCAGUCGUGCAAUCGACGCCGUCGAACUGGAAGAUUCGUGUAGUAUUCGAUGCGUCGCGGAAAACUCGCGAAGGUCAAUGUUUGAACGAUUUUCUUUUGGCAGGGCCGGCUCUGCAGCGCGAUUUGUCGUUAAUCCUGUUAAAUUGGCGCCGGUAUCGUUUUGUAUUCACGGCGGACGUGGUUAAGAUGUUUCGGCAAAUUCGCGUUUCGCGUGGGGAUCAAGAUUUUCAAAGAAUAGUGUGGGCUCCUAGCUCGUCGGAGACGCCGGUGGAAUAUCGUUUAACAACCGUGACUUAUGGGACGGCGUGUGCUCCCUAUCUCGCGAUACGCACACUGCUGCAAUUAGCGGAGGAGGAGAGAUCGCACUUUCCUCUUGGGGCCCGGUGCCUGGAAUCAAAUACGUACGUGGACGACACUUUUGCGGGAGCGGACGAACUUGCAGUCGCGGUGAAUAUCCGACAGGAACUCAUUGCCCUCUUACGGUCGGCAGGAGUUGAAUUACAUAAAUGGGCCGCAAAUCAUCCUGAUCUUCUGCCUUUUAACAUGCGGCAAUCUGGGUCGGAUGAUUCGAAGUCGAUCAGUUUCGAUGAGUCCGUCAAAACGCUUGGAGUUCAGUGGAAUCCCGGUCAGGACGAAUUUCGAUUCACCACUUUAGAUUUUAAAAGUUUGUCUGGAGCGGUGACCAAGAGGUCUGUUCUUUCAAGCAUCGCUCGUUUGUUUGAUCCAUUAGGCUGGUUGGCUCCGAUCACGAUAGCUGCUAAAAUUCUGAUGCAGGAUCUUUGGAUCUUGAAGUGCGAAUGGGAUUCUGCUUUGCCAGUGGAAGUGCGAGACAGGUGGCUCGAAUAUUGUAAUUCUCUUUCCGCGUUACCCACUUUAUCAAUUGGCCGGUGGCUAGGAGCCUCAUGUAAUUCAGAGGUGCAAAUUCAUGGAUUUUCUGACGCCUCAUCUCGUGCUUACGCAGCGGCGGUUUACAUUCGGAUUAAUGAGGGAGAUGGUCGUUUUCGCACUUCUCUUUUAUCUGCGAAAAGUAGGGUUGCUCCUGUGAAGACUGUGAGUAUUCCCAACCUUGAAUUGUGUGGAGCUGUGUUGCUUAUCAAGCUGCUUCGUCAUGUUCGAAAGCUUGACUUCUUGCGGAAUUUACCUGUGUUUGCUUGGUCAGACAGCCAAAUUGUAUUGACGUGGCUUCGAAAUCAUCCCUGCCACUGGAAAACCUUUGUGGCGAAUCGGGUGUCUUUCAUUCAGACAGAGUUGCCAAGUGCUAAAUGGGCGCAUGUGCCCACUGAAGAGAAUCCCGCGGACUUGGCUACGCGCGGUAGCAAGCCCGUUGACUUGAUGCAUGCGAACCUGUGGUGGCAUGGGCCUGAUUGGCUUGCGAUGCCCGAGGAGCACUGGCCUAAAGCGCCGCUAGCUCCGCGGGUCUUGCAUGUUAAUGUGACUCCGAGUGAUCCGGAAAUUUUUCUUAGAUUCUCUUCCUUGACUCGGUUAACUCGUGUCGUAGCUUAUUGUUUACGCCCAUUGGUUGGCUUGCGACGGCGUAAGGGUAAUUUUUCAAAAUUGCCGGAAUUCUUGACCGCGUCGGAACUGUCUGAAGCACGGAUUGUAUUAAUUAAGUUAGCACAAGCGCAUGCUUUUGAUUCUGAGAUUAAGCUAUUGCAGAUGGGUAAGAGUUUACCAAAGCGUAACCCUUUACUCAGUUUGAAUCCGUUUUUGGACAAGACGGACGGUGUUCUGCGCGUCGGGGGUCGUUUAGCAAAUUCAAUUCUGUCUCGCGAUCGUAAGCAUCCGCCUAUUUUACCGCGUCGUUCGCCGCUUAGUCGUCUAUUUGUUCGGUACGCGCAUCAUUCUUGUCUUCACGGCGGUCUUACGCUUACUUUAAAUACGGUUAUGCAACACGUGUGGAUCCUCGGAAGGAAUCGCGUAAUUAAGACUGAAAUUCGUCAAUGUGUUACUUGCCAGCGGGUUAAGCCACGUUUGGCAUGGCAAAUGAUGGGCAAUCUUCCUGCCACGCGAGUAACUCCGGCUCGGCCGUUUUCAUUCACCGGAUUAGAUUAUGCGGGUCCUUUUCAGGUUCGUACGGCUAAGGGCCGCGGGUAUAAAUGUUACAAGGGGUAUAUUGCGCUUUUUGUUUGUUUUACGACACGGGCUAUUCAUCUUGAGGCUGUGAGUGACCUCACGACACGGACUUUUCUUGCCGCGUAUCGGCGUUUUGCAGGGCGUCGGGGGGUUUGCCGAAAGUUAUACAGUGAUAACGCUACCACGUUUCAAGCCGCGGAUAAAGAGUUACGGGCUAUGUUUACAGCGGCUUCGGAUUUUUAUAAGAGUGUCGCCGCCACUCUCGCGAACGACGGAACGUCCUGGACGUUCAUCCCUCCGAAUUCUCCCCACUACGGAGGGUUAUGGGAGGCUGGAGUCAGGUCAGUCAAACAUCAUUUGAAACGGGCAAUCGGUGAUCGGCCUUUAACUUUUGAAGAGUUUUCGACGGUUUUAGUAGAAAUAGAAGCUUGCCUUAAUUCGCGGCCUCUUUGUCCGUUGAGCGCGGAUAUUGAGGAUCUGCAGGCUUUGACUCAUGCGCAUUUCCUUGGAGUUGCUUCCGGAUUGGUUCCUGAUGAACCACCUCCCGAUGUGUCAGAGAACCGUCUCGAACGCUUUCAGUUGCUUCAGUCGAUUCAGAAUAAUUUUUGGAAACGAUGGUCUGAGGAGUAUCUUCAAUAUUUACAGGAGCGUGCAAAGUGGCGGGGGCCAACUGAUAAUUUCGCGGUUGGUCAGCUGGUUCUUGUACGUGACGAUCGAUAUCCACCUUCGAAAUGGCCCCUGGGGCGCAUAACCGAAGUACAUCUCGGACCAGAUGGGUUGGUGAGAGUGGUCACGGUUCGAACGGCUACUUCCAUUUUAAAAUGA